Molecule: messenger RNA, 2366 nt
Organism: Punica granatum (pomegranate)
Lineage: Eukaryota; Viridiplantae; Streptophyta; Magnoliopsida; Myrtales; Lythraceae
Source: RefSeq, a predicted model, not a curated record
AUCACCACCAGCUCCAAUUAAAUCCACACCUUUCUCGUACUUCCACCGACCAAACAAUACCUUCCAUGGAACCAAAAACAAUUAAACUGAAAAAACCUUCUAAUUCUCGCAUCUUCUUCCGCUAAUAAGUAAAAUCCCCAUUUUCCUUAUCCUCAGAUCUUUCCUUCCCUAAUGAAAAAAAAAGAUCUUUCCUUCCCUAAUAAAACUAAUUAGUCCCUAGCAAAUCAGGAGCAACGUCGGCCCCAUAGAUGAAAGAAAGUCAAACACCGUCAACAAUGGCGCCAUUUUCCCCCAAGAAAGAGAGCAAGAACCGUUCUUGCUCCCCCUUCACGUCGAUGGUAAUCUCAAUGUUAGUCUUCUUCCUCUCGUCCUUGGUCAAGCUCUCGUAUUCGGAGGACCUGUCGCUCGCUCCUACCUCGCUGAUGGCAGGUCGCUGGGAGUUGUUGCAACCGAGCAUUGGCGUCUCGGCCAUGCACAUGCAGCUCCUCCCGAACAACAAGGUGGUGAUCUUCGACCGCACCGACUUCGGCCCCUCAAACCUCAGCCUCCCUGAUGGCCACUGCCGCCGCGACCCGACUGAUCGCGCCGUCAAGGUGGACUGCACCGCCCAUUCCCUCCUCUACGACCCGGAGUCCAACUCUGUACGGCCCCUCACUGUCCAGACAAACACGUGGUGCUCCUCUGGCGCCCUUCGCCCUGAUGGCACCCUUGUUCAGACUGGCGGCUAUGGGGACGGCGAGCGCAGAGUGCGCACCUUCACCCCCUGCGCAGACUCUGAUGGCUGCGACUGGACGGAGCUCCUCCAAGGUCUGUCCGUCCGCCGCUGGUACGCCUCCAAUGUGCUCCUCCCAAAUGGCCGAGUCAUCAUUCUUGGAGGCCGCAACACCUUCACUUAUGAGUUCUUUCCAAAGAGCAGUGCUGAGGAGAAGCCCGUCUACAUGAACUUCUUGAAGGAAACGAGAGACCCCAAGGAGGAAAACAACCUCUACCCGUUCUUGCACUUGCUCCCUGAUGGAAACCUUUUCGUGUUCGCCAAUAAACGGUCGAUUUUGUUCGAUUACAGCAAGAACCAGAUCCUCAAGGAGUUCCCGGUGAUCCCUGGCGUGGACAAGCGGAAUUAUCCGAGCACUGGUUCGUCGGUCCUUCUUCCAUUGAGGCUGGACGGAUCAAACCAGUUCACUGCUGAGGUGAUGAUCUGUGGCGGGUCUCCGCCUGGGGCAUUCAAUGCGUCCAACAGGCAUCGGGUGUUUUUCGGUGCCUCGACCACUUGCGGGCGGCUCAGGGUGACUGAUCCGAAGCCCCGGUGGUUGAUGGAGCAGAUGCCUGCCCCACGGGUCAUGGGGGACAUGAUACUCUUACCCACCGGUGACGUCCUGAUAGUGAAUGGUGCAACCAAUGGGACCGCGGGAUGGGAAGAUGCGACGAAUGCUAUCAAGAACCCAAUCUUAUACCAGCCCAACGAAGCCAACCCAGCCGAGCGGUUCAUUGUCCUAAACCCUUCUGACGUCCCGAGGAUGUACCAUUCCGCGGCAACCCUGCUGGCUGAUGGCAGGAUCCUGGUAGGCGGGAGCAACCCCCACGUGAAGUACAACUUCACGGCCUUCCCUUACCCGACCGACCUAAGCCUGGAGGCCUUCCACCCGCCCUACCUCAGUGCACAGAAUGCCAUCUUCCGGCCCUCGAUCCUCUCCGUGGAGUCACUGGACCAGGCAGUGACCUAUGGGCAGCGGCUCGCUAUCAACUUUGUCCUAACAAUGUACCGGCCCAAUUACCGGGGUGGGAUUUCCGUCGCCCUGAUAGCCCCAGCCUUCACCACCCACUCGUAUGGGAUGAACCAGAGGCUGCUGUUCCUGGAGGUGGUGAACGUGGUGCACCUGUCGAUGCUAGCUUACAAGGUGACGGUGGUGGCACCACCCACCCCUGCAGUGGCUCCCCCCGGGUUCUACAUGCUCUCAGUCAUCCACGCCAGAGUCCCGAGCCAGAGCCUGUGGGUGAGGGUGCACUGAUCAGUAAAAAUUAACAUCCCAUUCUUUUAGAUAGUUCCUCUCGGCGGGCUUGUGUAUAGAGAGGGAAAGAGUCACCAUUUGCUUCUGAAAAUCCAUUUGAUGUAAAUAACAAGUUUUGCAAUAUUUAACGGAAGCAAACUGGAGAAUGCCUUUUAGGAUAGGAGACGACGGGGGGGGGGGGGGGGGGGGAGCAAAGGAGGAGAUUUUGUGUUCUUAGUUCCAGAAGAAGAAGGUGUAAGGGCAUAGUCAUCUGUUGUAUGUUGUGGUGUUUCCGUCUCAAUUUGAGUCCGAUUGUUGUACCCUUCGAUAAACUUCAUUGGUUUAAUGUAGAAAGAUGCAUCUGUCGUACAGAUUUCCUCA